Molecule: messenger RNA, 2723 nt
Organism: Kogia breviceps (pygmy sperm whale)
Lineage: Eukaryota; Metazoa; Chordata; Mammalia; Artiodactyla; Physeteridae
Gene: MATCAP2
Product: microtubule associated tyrosine carboxypeptidase 2
Source: RefSeq, a predicted model, not a curated record
GUCACGCCGGCGGGCGCUAAGAGCAGCUGCCCAGUGUUGGGCGGCUUUGAGUACCUUUCAGCACCUGCGGGUUGGAGGGAACGCCGCUUGCAGCUCUGUCGGCACGUCUCCGUUCGUCCUUACCCUCCUUAUCCUGCACCCAGUCGCCGAGAGCAACCUUCCUCCGCGACCCCACGUCUGAGGCACGGCCGGAGGCUAGAGGCGGCCCGCCGGGUUCCUGUCUGGCCCUCGCCGCCAGCGCCCGCGGAGCCCGCCGCCCGCGGCCUCAGCGGGACGAUGCUGGAGUCCAUUCGCGUGACGGAAAAGCUUCACUGGCCUGAGCAAGAACUUGCUAAGAAGUCUAUUCUAAUUGUAGAAGAGUCCUUGAUCAUUGACAGCAAAGGAAGCAUUUCACAUUUAUCUCCUGGAAUACUAAAGGACAUUUUCACAACUGGAACCAGUAGUUACAAUGUCCUACUACAGAGCAAAGAGGAGAAAAAGCAUCAUUCACAAAAACAGUCUUCUUCCACCUACUCCAAAAGAUGUAGAAAACCCAGCAAAUCUAGCUCUUCACGUAGUAAAGAUCUUCGCAAGAUGAAAGCCCCAUUGCCUGUGAUGAGCAGUGAUACUUGGUACUGCCUAGAAAGGCAGCCUGCUGUUUUUGUCACUAGUUCAGUGUCAAGUCCUGUAAAGUUUACACAUGAUAUCUCUGUUACAGGAAACAGCACAGUACUGACACCUAAACCCAAAAAUGAAAGAAAGGUCAAGCGACGCCAUUUCUCCACUCUUCCAAAGCCAAAGCCACAGCCUCAGCUGUCUGGAAGUUUUGAAAAAGGAGAUGACUUUUCUGGAAAGAAAUUUUGUAUACUGAGUGCUAUAAAGCCCACCAACUUGGAGAAAGAAAAAGUGAGAUUCUUUAAGUCUGACUAUACCUACAAUCCUCAGUUUGAAUAUGCUAAUCCUUCUCUGCCAAGUGUGUUAGCCAAGCACAGCAACGCAACUGACCGGUUUCUUAAGCAGUCCAUCAAUAUUAUGGAACUGACUUUACAAAAGUAUGGAAGCUAUGAAAAAUUUGAACAGGCCACUGGUGGUAGCCUGCUAUCUAAAACUCGAAUCUGGAGUCAUGUUAGGAAAUACAUGAUGAAAGAAGGCUGCAUGGGUGAGAUUGUAGUUCAUCUUACUGAGGACCUGCUUUCCCGAGCUUCCAUGACAGUAGUAAAUGGAUGUCCAACACUGACCAUCAAUGUUUGCACCGCACGUGAGCAUUGGCUGGAAGGAAUGCUGAGGCAUGAAAUAGGCACACAUUAUUUUCGAGGUAUUAACAACCUUCAGCAGCCAUGGAACAGUUGGACUGGCCGUAAAAAACAUGAGCUAAAGCCAAACAAUCCCACAGAGGAAGGACUGGCAAGUAUUCACAGUGUCCUGUUUAGAAAAGACCCCUUUUUAUGGAGGGCUGCCCUCCUCUACUACACUGUUUAUCGAGCCAGCCACAUGUCUUUUUGUGAAUUAUUCAAAGAUAUUGGAAAGUUUGUCAAGGACCCCAACACAAGAUGGGAUUAUUGUGUACGAGCCAAGAGGGGACGGACUGAUACCUCCCAACCAGGGUGUUUCAGUAAAGACCAGGUAUAUUUGGAUGGUAUCCUGCAAAUCCUCCGAUAUAGAGAGACCAUUGACUUUCAUCUUCUGACGGCCCUGGGGAAGGUCUCUUAUGAAGAUGUGGAUCGCUUAAAAGGAUUGGCAGUUACUGAAAACAUGAGGGUCCCUCACUUCCUGCAGGACCAUGUCCGAUAUAUGGAACACUUAGAGAAGAUCAUGGAAGUGAAUGAACUGACUGACAGGGAACUGAAAGAUCUUAUAUAUUAAGUAGCAUUCUUGCAAACAUAGCUAAGCUAUACCUCCAUGUAUAUUACCAAUUAGGUGCAGUUAGCACCAGCAGAUUUAUAAAAGAAGAAUGACUGUUUACAUGAGUUUUCUGAAGAAUGGUCUGCAGUAUUCAGCUGAAUAUUUAGGUUAAAACAGACUUUAAACUGUUUCCCUAAAAUGUUUCUAUAGGCUACAGGGGAAAGUUACUCCUCUUUUCUUUUCAUCUGAAUCUCAACAGAGUCAGAUGAAAAUACUGCUGAUGGGUGUUUUUGAGGAAUCUUGGUCAAACUGAGUGAUAAACUUCUGCCUGAGCACCAAGACCAGCUCUUACUAGAGAUGGAAUUCCUGUGUUGUUCAAACUCCAAGGUAAUAUUUAAUAAAUAAUGGUAAUUAUUCUCCUUUGAAAAAUUAGUCUGUGUUAUGCUCCCAAAAGCUAGAAAAUAAGAAAUUUAAGAUUUCUUAUUUACUUAUAUGUUAAGUAAUGUUAAAGGGAGGGGAAAAGCAAUUUGAAAAGUUUUCAUAGUUCUUUAUUUUACACGUUAUUGUUUCACCUUAUCAGCUUAUAGGAACUAAAGUAGAAGAUUACCGUAUUCUGUCCAGUUAUUCCUUAACUAAACUCGGUUUUCAUCUGCUGAAACAUACUGGACACCUUCAAAAUUUUAACCAAGUUUUAGGGUCUUUCCUUCCCAAGUCUCAGAGGCUUUUCUACAUAAAUCAAAAUAGUUGGGGGAGAAGCUACUUACCUUUUUUAUUAAAUGGAGCAAUGAGCAGGGGAUAAAUCAUAUAGGAGCUGGAUGUUGACUGGGUAGCAUCUACAGUAAGCUUGACUGUAUACUCUAAGAAACAGAAUUUCUGGGCAUUGCCAUUUGAUAAACUGGCUU